Dipodomys spectabilis (banner-tailed kangaroo rat) is the source of this 13508-nucleotide messenger RNA. RefSeq names its product dynein axonemal heavy chain 9 (gene Dnah9). Gene Ontology annotation, cellular component: dynein complex. The record is from RefSeq and is a predicted model, not a curated record. Gene Ontology annotation, biological process: microtubule-based movement. NCBI's taxonomy places the organism in Eukaryota, Metazoa, Chordata, Mammalia, Rodentia, Heteromyidae. Gene Ontology annotation, molecular function: dynein light intermediate chain binding; minus-end-directed microtubule motor activity; ATP binding. Bases 27 to 13508 code for a protein of 4493 amino acids. The transcript has 70 exons.
CCGCGUCCCCGUCGCUAGGGAAACGAAUGCAGCUCCGGGACCCAGCGAUGCCGAGCGCUGAGGAGCGGGCGCCGCUGCCCGCGCAGAACGCUGACGAUGAGCCCCAGGGCGACCCGAGGCUGCGUCUCCUGGGGUCCUACGUGGCUCAGAGCCUGCGGCCGGCGGCGGGCGUGUGGGAGCGCUGCGCGGGGACAGCCGAGGUGGAGCAGCUGCUCCAAGCCUUCCUCAGCCACGAUGCCGCUGAAGGGCCGCGGCCGUUGCUGGUGGUGCGGCCCGGGCCCGGGGGCCUGGCGGUACGACCCGGGCUGGAGGCCGGAUCCGAGCCAGGCCCGGCUCGCGCGAAGGGGAUGUUUUUCUUGCGCACCAGGCCCGAGCCUCCAGGAUCCAGUAGUCUCCGCGGCGCGGUGCUCUGCGGGGACCUGCCCGCAGCGCCUCUGGAGCACCUGGCCGCGCUGCUCUCUGAGGUCAUUAUACCUGUCCUGGCUAAUGAGAAGAAUCACCUAGACUGGCCCCACAUGGUAUGUCAAGAUGUCAGGCGGCAUGCCCACAGCCUGCAGUGUGACCUCCUGGUUAUCCUUGAGCAAGUGAAAGGAAGAACUUUGCUGCCUCUUCCAAUAGAAAUGGAGUUUGUGGAUUCUGAAAAGGUGGAGCUUAGUGCAAGCUUGAAUUCUAUAGAUAAGUCCGUUAUCUAUGCCAUUGAGUCUGCAGUGGUCAAGUGGAGCCACCAAAUCCAGGUGUUGCUGAAGAGAGAUUCUUCUCUGCCUCUCCUCCAAGGGGAGCAUCCCACCCCCAAAAUGGAACUGGAGUUCUGGAAAAGCAGGUAUGAGGAUCUGGAGUGCAUUUAUAAUCAACUGAGAACCAUGAAGAUGAGGGGCAUAGCUGAGCUCCUAGACAAGCUUCAGAGCAGCUACUAUCCAGCUUUCAAAGCCUUGGUCAGAGACGUUGUAGCAGCUCUGACAGAGGCUCAGGACAUCCAUGUGCACCUGCUGCCACUCCAACGCCACCUGGACACCCUGGGCAGCUUGGAGUUUCCUGAGGUGAAGCCCCAGCUGAGACCUCUACUUCAUGUGAUCUGUCUGCUUUGGGCCACUUGCAAGUGUUACCGAUCCCCAGGGAGGCUUACAGUGCUGCUGCAGGAGGUUUGCAACCUGCUCAUCCAGCAGGCCUCCAAUUACCUCAGCCCAGAAGACCUCCUGAGAAAUGAGGUUGAAGAAAGUCAGAGGAAACUGCAAAUGGUCUCAGACACCUUGAGCUUCUUCAAGCAAGUGUUUCAGAACAGAAGGGAGAAUAUCCAUACUUACUUCAAAGAGAACGAAGAAGUCAAGGAAUGGGAUUUCCAAUCCUCCUUGGUCUUUGUGCGAUUGGAUGGCUUCCUGGACCGACUGCAUAUAGUGGCCGAUCUUCUGAAGACUGUCUUGGAUUUCCACAAACUGGAAAAGCUUGAGUUUAGUGGCAUCAGAGGGAACACACUGAGUAAGCAAGUCCAGCAAAUGUAUGAGGAAUUUCAAGAGAUGUACCAGGUCUUCUUGGAGUGCUCUUAUAAUUGCUUGGACCCCCAAAGCAUGGAAUUUGAAAACGAUGUCUCUGAAUUUAACCACAGAGUAGAAGAUCUGGACCGAAGAUUGGGGACCAUAUUUAUUCAAGCCUUUGAUGAUACCCCUGAUGUGGCACAUGCCUUUAAGCUGCUAGACAUAGCAGGGAUCCUCCUUGAAAGACCCCUGGUAGCAAGGGACCUAUCCAGUAAAUACCUGAUCCUUAUCCAGAUGUUCAGCAGAGACCUAGAUGCUGUGAGGAUCAUCUACAAUCAGCACAUCCAGGAGAAGGCAGGACUGGGGUUCUCCUCAGUGCACAAAAACAUGCCUGCCAUGGCUGGGGGCCUCCGCUGGGCACAGGAGCUGAGACAGCGCAUCCAGGGGCCUUUUGACAGUUUCAGAGGCCUCACCCACCCCUGCAUGGAAUCUACUGAAGGAAAGCGAAUGAUACAAAAAUAUGAAGAUAUGCUCUCAUUGCUGGAAGAGUAUGAGACAAGACUCUUUGAGGACUGGUGUCAGACAGUAUCUGAGAAGUCACAGUACAAUCUCUCCCAACCACUGCUGCAGCGAGACCCGGAGACAAAACAGAUCACUGUCAACUUUAACCCACAGCUGAUUUCAGUGCUGAAAGAAAUGAGCUAUCUUGAGCCCAGACAGAUGAAGCACAUCCCCAAGAUCGCAGCGGCCAUGUUCUCCUCCAGGGAAUUCUACCGGCAGCUUGUGGCUAAUUUAGAACUGAUGGCAAACUGGUACAACAAGGUUAUGAAAACUCUUCUCGAGGUGGAAUUUCCAUUAGUGGAGGAAGAGCUGCAAAAUAUUGAUCUCUGCCUGAGAGCUGCAGAGGAGACGCUGAACUGGAAAACAGAAGGCAUUUGGGAUUAUGUCAAUCAAAUCACCAGUAGUAUUCACGAUCUUGAGCAAAGAAUUCAGAAGGCUAAAGGCAAUGUGGAAGAGAUUCAAAACAUUAUGAAAACAUGGGUGACUCCAAUAUUUAAGAGAAAAGAUGGAAAAAGAGAAUGUCUACUUUCUCUGGAUGACCAGCAUGAUCGAAUGGAAAAAUAUUACAGUCUCAUUAAAGAAUCUGGCCUUCGGAUCCAUGCCCUUGUUCAGGAAAACCUGGGUCUUUUUUCAGCAGAUCCAGCUUCCAGCACCUGGAAGACAUAUGUUAACUAUAUCGAUGACAUGUUGCUUGAUGGAUUCUUUCUUGCCAUUGAGUGCUCCCUCAAGUACUUGCUGGAAAACACCGAGUGUAAGGCCAGACUCACCCCAAUAUUUGAAAUACAACUCAGCCUUGUCUCCUCAGAGUUAAUUUUCUAUCCAUCUCUGGAGUCUGGAGUAAAAGGAGGCUUCUAUGACAUCGUGGAGGGUCUGGUUGUCAGCAUUUUUGGAAUGUCAUCUCUGAUACCACGGCUUUCUUCACACAACGGCUCUUCUCAUUAUCAGGAUGACCUGGAGAAUAUGACUGCUUUGGCUGGCAUGCGGAACAUGCUCAUGGAAAGGGUGAAGAGCAUGAUGAUGCUCUGCUGUAACUAUCGUAACAACUUCAGCCAGUAUUCCUACCUCUACGUGGAGGACAGGAAGGAGAUUCUAGCCCAGUUUCUGUUGUACGGACAUGUCCUGACCCCUGAAGAAAUAGAAGCCCAUGCAGAAGAUGGCAUCCCUGAGAACCCACCCCUCCUCCAGCACUUCAAAGCGCAGAUUGACUCCUACGAGAAGCUCUAUGAAGAGGUGUGCAGCCUGGAGCCCAUCAAGGUGGUGGACAGCUGGAUGAAAAUUGAUGUGCGACCCUUGAAGGCAUCUCUGCUGAACAUCAUUAAGAGAUGGAGCCUCAUGUUCAAACAGCAUCUGGUUGACUAUGUCACUAACAGCCUGGCUGACCUUGACGUCUUCAUAAAAAGUAGUGAGAAAGGCUUGCUCACAAAAGUCAAACAAGGAGAUUUCCAAGGAUUGGUUGACAUCAUGGGCCACCUUAUGGCCCUUAAAGAAAGGCAGAACAGCACUGAUGAUAUGUUUGAGCCCUUAAAGCAAACUAUUGAAUUGCUGAAGAACUAUGAACAAGAAUUACCAGAAGCUGUGUUUAAGCAGCUAGAGGAGCUGCCGGAGAAAUGGACCAAUGUGAAAAAGAUGGCCAUCACUGUGAGGCAGCAGGUGGCCCCGCUGCAGGCUAAUGAAGUGACCCUCCUCCGCCAGAGGUGCACUGCCUUCGAUGUGGAGCAGUAUCAAUUCCAGGAGAGGUUCCACAGAGAUGCCCCCUUCAGGUUUGACAGCAUCAACCCUCAUCAGAUGCUGGAUGUCUGGCACUUGGAGAUCCAACACAUGGAAUCCACCAUGGCCUCCAUUUCUGAGUCUGCCAGCUUGUUUGAGGUCAGUGUUCCCGACUACAAGCAGCUGAAGCAGUGCAGGAAGGAGGUGUGCCAGCUGAAGGAGCUCUGGGACACCAUCGGAAUGGUCACCUCUAGUAUCCAUGCUUGGGAGAGGAUGCUGUGGAGGGAUAUCAACGUGGAAAUCAUGGAUGUGGAGUGUAAACGGUUUGCCCGGCACAUCCGCAACCUUGACAAAGAGGUGAGAGGUUGGGAUGCCUUCUCAGGUCUGGAAAGCACCGUACUGAACACGCUCACCUCCCUGAGGGCAGUGGCUGAGUUGCAGAACCCAGCCAUCCGAGAGCGGCACUGGAGGCAGCUGAUGCAGGCCACAGGCGUGAGCUUCACCAUGGACCAUGACACCACCUUGGCCCACCUCUUGCAGCUCCAGCUGCACCGCUUCGAAGAUGAGGUCCGUAGCAUCGUGGACAGAGCGGUGAAAGAGAUGGGUAUGGAGAAGACCUUAAAGGAGCUGCAGGCUACCUGGGCGGGCAUGGAAUUCCAGUAUGAGCCCCACCUGCGGACCAAUGUCCCCUUGCUGCGGUCUGACGAGGACCUCAUUGAGGUUCUAGAGGACAAUCAAGUCCAACUCCAGAACUUGAUGAUGUCCAAGUACAUUGCUUUCUUCUUGGAGGAAGUGUCAAGCUGGCAGAAGAAGCUGUCCACAGCAGAUGCAGUCAUCUCUAUCUGGUUUGAGGUGCAGCAAACCUGGUCUCACCUGGAAAGUAUAUUCAUAGGAUCCGAAGAUAUCCGGGCUCAGCUACCCCAGGAUGCUAAAAGAUUCGAAGGCAUUGACACUGACUUUAAAGAACUGGCUUAUGCUGCUCAGAAAACUCCAAAUGUGGUAGAAGCCACCAACAAACCAGGUCUCUAUGAAAAGUUGGAAGGGAUUCAGAGCAGGUUGUGCCUGUGCGAGAAGGCCCUGGCAGAGUACCUAGACACCAAGAGACUCGCCUUCCCUCGCUUUUACUUCCUCUCCUCCUCUGAUCUGCUUGACAUCCUUUCCAAUGGCACAUCUCCACAACAGGUCCAGCGUCAUCUUUCCAAACUGUUUGACAACAUGUCCAAGAUGCAAUUCCAGCUAGAUGCCAGUGAGAACCCAACCAAAACAAGUCUUGGCAUGUACAGUAAAGAAGAAGAAUAUGUGGCAUUCAGUGAGCCCUGUGAUUGCAGUGGGCAGGUAGAGGUAUGGUUGAACCAUGUGCUUGCUCACAUGAGGGCAACCGUGAGGCAUGAGAUGACAGAAGGUGUGACUGCCUAUGAUGAAAAGCCCAGAGAACACUGGCUGUUUGAUUACCCAGCUCAGGUGGCCUUGACUUGCACUCAGAUCUGGUGGACAACAGAGGUAGGCAUUGCAUUUGCCAGGCUGGAGGAAGGCUAUGAGAAUGCCAUGAAAGAGUACUAUAAGAAACAAGUGGCCCAACUCAAAGUCCUCAUCACCAUGCUGAUUGGCCAGCUCUCCAAAGGGGACAGACAGAAGAUCAUGACUAUUUGCACCAUUGACGUGCAUGCUCGGGAUGUGGUAGCCAAGAUGAUUGCUCAAAAGGUGGACAAUGCCCAGGCUUUCCUUUGGUUGUCCCAGCUACGCCAUCGUUGGGAUGAUGAAGCCAAACACUGUUUUGCCAACAUCUGUGAUGCCCAGUUUCUGUAUUCCUAUGAGUACCUGGGAAAUACACCUCGCCUGGUUAUCACACCUUUGACUGACAGGUGCUACAUCACCCUCACCCAGUCUCUGCACCUGACCAUGAGUGGAGCACCAGCAGGGCCUGCAGGCACAGGCAAGACAGAGACCACCAAGGACCUGGGCCGAGCAUUGGGCAUCAUGGUCUAUGUGUUUAACUGCUCAGAGCAGAUGGACUAUAAGUCCUGUGGCAACAUCUACAAAGGCCUGGCUCAAACUGGUGCCUGGGGCUGUUUCGAUGAGUUUAACCGAAUCUCGGUGGAGGUCCUUUCGGUGGUGGCAGUACAGGUGAAAAGCAUCCAAGAUGCCAUUAGAGAUAAGAAGCCACGGUUCAACUUCCUUGGAGAGGAGAUUUGCCUGAAUCCUUCUGUGGGCAUCUUCAUUACCAUGAACCCGGGCUACGCUGGACGCACAGAACUGCCUGAAAACCUCAAGGCUCUCUUCCGGCCCUGUGCGAUGGUUGUUCCAGACUUUGAACUGAUUUGUGAGAUCAUGCUGGUGGCGGAAGGAUUCCUGGAAGCCCGGUCAUUAGCCAGAAAGUUCAUCACUCUUUACCAAUUGUGCAAAGAACUUCUCUCCAAACAGGAUCACUAUGACUGGGGCCUGAGGGCUAUCAAGUCUGUUCUCGUGGUGGCAGGGUCCCUGAAGCGAGGAGACCCUGACCGGCCUGAGGACCAGGUCCUGAUGCGCUCCUUGAGAGACUUCAACAUCCCCAAGAUUGUGACUGAUGACAUGCCAGUGUUCAUGGGCCUGAUUGGAGAUCUCUUUCCUUCUCUGGAUGUCCCCCGGAGGAGAGACCUGAAUUUUGAGGCUUUGGUUCAGAAAGCAGUAGUGGACCUGAAGCUCCAGGCUGAAGACAACUUUGUGCUAAAGGUGGUGCAGUUGGAGGAGCUCCUGGCAGUUCGACACUCUGUGUUUGUUGUGGGUGGUGCUGGUACCGGCAAGUCAAAGGUGCUGAGGUCUUUGCACAGGACUUAUCAGAUCAUGAGACGCCGGCCUGUCUGGACAGACCUCAACCCCAAAGCUGUCACGAAUGAUGAACUCUUUGGCAUCAUCAAUCCGGCCACAAGAGAAUGGAAGGACGGACUGUUCUCUUCUAUCAUGAGGGAGCUUGCCAACAUCUCCCAUGAUGGGCCCAAGUGGAUCCUACUGGAUGGUGAUAUCGAUCCAAUGUGGAUUGAAUCUCUGAACACUGUCAUGGAUGAUAACAAGGUGCUUACCCUGGCCAGCAAUGAGAGGAUACCUCUGAACCCCACAAUGCGGCUACUAUUUGAAAUCAGCCACCUGCGCACAGCCACACCAGCAACUGUCUCCAGAGCAGGGAUCCUAUACAUCAACCCAGCAGACCUAGGAUGGAACCCUCCAGUGAGCAGCUGGAUCGACCAGAGAGAAGUCCAGACAGAAAGGGCUAACCUAACCAUUCUGUUUGACAAGUAUCUUCCAACCUGCUUAGACACACUCAGAACCAGAUUUAAGAAGAUAAUCCCAGUUCCAGAGCAGAGUAUGGUUCAGAUGGUGUGCUACCUUCUUGAAUGUCUCCUAACCAAAGAGGACAUCCCUGCAGACUGCUCCAAGGAAACCUACGAGCUUUAUUUUGUAUUUGCUGCCAUCUGGGCUUUUGGUGGAGCAAUGGUCCAAGACCAGCUUGUGGAUUACCGGGCAGAGUUCAGCAAAUGGUGGCUGACUGAGUUCAAAACAGUCAAGUUUCCUUCCCAGGGGACAGUGUUUGACUACUACAUAGACCCAGAGACCAAGAAAUUUGAGCCUUGGUCCAAGCUUAUCCCUCAGUUUGAAUUUGACCCUGAGAUGCCCUUGCAGGCCUGCUUGGUGCACACAAGUGAAACCAUCCGGGUGUGCUACUUCCUGGAGAGGCUCAUGGAGCGGCGGCGGCCUGUCAUGCUAGUGGGACCUGCGGGCACAGGCAAGUCAGUACUGGUGGAAGCAAAACUGGCCAGCCUUGACGCUGACGAAUACCUGGUGAAAAAUGUGCCUUUCAACUACUACACCACAUCAGCCAUGCUGCAAGCUGUCCUGGAGAAACCUCUAGAAAAGAAGGCUGGUAGAAAUUAUGGCCCUCCAGGCAACAAGAAGCUCAUCUACUUCAUUGAUGACAUGAACAUGCCAGAGGUGGAUGCCUAUGGGACUGUGCAGCCCCACACAGUCCUCAGACAACAUCUAGACUAUGGCCACUGGUAUGAUCGGAACAAGCUGUCCCUGAAAGAGAUCAUGAAUGUACAGUACAUCUCCUGUAUGAACCCCACUGCGGGCAGCUUCACCAUCAACCCACGGCUUCAGCGUCACUUCAGUGUGUUUCUCCUCUCCUUCCCGGGAGCCGAUGCCCUCUCCUCCAUCUACAGCACCAUCCUGACACAGCAUUUGAAGCUUGGAAACUUCCCAGCCUCCUUGCAGAAAUCCAUCCCCCAACUGAUCAAUCUGGCCCUCACCUUCCACCAGAGAAUCGCUACCACAUUCCUGCCCACAGCCACCAAAUUCCACUACAUCUUCAACCUCAGAGACUUUGCCAACAUCUUCCAGGGCAUUCUUUUCUCCUCAGUGGAAUGUGUAAGAUCCACACAAGACCUUGUAAAGCUCUACCUGCAUGAAUCAAAUCGGGUUUACCGGGAUAAAAUGGUGGAGGAAAAGGACUUUGAUCUUUUCGACAAAAUCCAGACAGAAGUACUCAAGAAAUUUUUUGAUGAUGCUGAGGAGAUUGUGGAGCAGAUCCAAAAGCUAAAUAUAUAUUGCCACUUUGCAAAUGGCAUUGGAGAGCCCAAGUAUAUGCCUGUACAGUCAUGGGAACUUUUGACCCAGACUCUGGUAGAUGCCCUGGAGAACCACAAUGAAGUGAACACUGUGAUGGACCUGGUUCUUUUUGAGGAUGCCAUACGCCAUAUCUGCCACAUCAACCGUAUCCUGGAGUCCCCCAGGGGCAAUGCUCUGCUGGUUGGCGUAGGUGGGAGUGGCAAACAGAGCCUCACAAGGCUGGCGGCUUUCAUCAGCUCCAUGGACGUAUUCCAGAUCACGCUGCGCAAAGGUUACCAGAUCCCUGACUUCAAGGUAGAUUUGGCCAGCCUGUGUAUGAAAACUGGUGUGAAGAACCUCAGCACCGUGUUUCUCAUGACUGAUGCCCAAGUGGCCGAUGAGAGGUUCCUCGUGCUCAUCAAUGACCUCUUGGCAUCUGGAGAGAUCCCAGACCUCUACUCUGAUGAUGAGGUUGAGAACAUCCUCAGCAAUGUGAGGAAUGAGGUCAAGACCCAAGGUCUGCUUGACAACCGAGAAAACUGCUGGAAGUUCUUCAUAGAACGGAUCCGAAGACAGCUGAAGGUGACUCUCUGUUUCUCCCCUGUGGGGAACAAGCUAAGGGUUCGAAGCAGGAAGUUCCCAGCCAUUGUCAACUGCACAGCCAUCGACUGGUUCCAUGAGUGGCCUCCACAGGCUCUGGAGUCAGUCAGCCUCCGUUUCUUGCAGAACACAGAGAACAUUGAGCCUGCAGUGAAGCAGUCCAUUAGCAAGUUUAUGGCAUUUGUGCACACAAGUGUCAACCAAACAUCCCAGCUGUAUCUGAGCAAUGAGCAGCACUACAACUACACAACUCCCAAGUCCUUUCUGGAGUUCAUCAGACUCUACCAGAGCUUACUGCACAGGAACAGGAAAGAACUGCAGUACAAAAUGGAGCGGCUGGAGAAUGGCUUGUUGAAGCUGCAUAGCACUUCUGCUCAGGUGGAUGAUCUGAAAGCCAAGCUGGCCACCCAGGAAGUGGAGCUAAAGCAGAAGAACGAAGCCGCAGACAAGCUGAUUCGGGUGGUGGGUGUGGAGACAGAGAAGAUGAGCAGAGAGAAAGCUGUGGCCGACGAGGAAGAGCGGAAGGUGGCCCUCAUCAUGCUCGAGGUACAGCAGAAGCAGAAGGACUGUGAGGAAGACCUCGCCAAAGCAGAGCCAGCCCUCAUGGCAGCCCAGGCAGCUCUUAACACCCUUAACAAGACGAACCUGACAGAGCUGAAGUCAUUUGGUUCCCCACCUGCGGCUGUCAGCAAUGUCAGCGCUGCGGUGAUGGUGCUCAUGGCUCCGGGGGGCAAGGUACCCAAAGACCGGAGCUGGAAAGCAGCGAAAAUCACCAUGGCCAAAGUGGACAGUUUCCUGGACUCACUCAUCAACUUUGACAAGGAGAAUAUUCACGAGAAUUGCCUCAAAGCCAUCAGGCCCUAUCUGAAGGACCCCGAGUUCAAUCCUGAGUUUGUGGCCACCAAGUCGUAUGCGGCCGCAGGCCUUUGUUCUUGGGUCAUAAACAUUAUGAGGUUCUACGAGGUGUUCUGUGAUGUAGAACCCAAGCGCCAAGCACUGAGCAAAGCCACCACUGACCUCAGUGCUGCACAGGAGAAACUGGCGGCCAUCAAAGCCAAGAUCAUGCACCUUAACGAGAACCUGGCAAAGCUGACCACCAAGUUUGAGAAAGCAACAGCAGAGAAACUCAAAUGCCAGCAAGAAGCUGAAAUGACUGCAGGCACUAUCUCCCUUGCAAACCGUCUGGUUGGAGGACUCGCCUCUGAAAACGUGAGAUGGGCAGAAGCAGUGCAGAACUUCAAACAACAGGAAAGGACAUUAUGCGGAGACAUUCUGCUUACCACGGCUUUCAUUUCCUAUCUUGGCUUCUUUACAAAGAAAUACCGGCAGAGCCUCAUGGAUGGAACCUGGAGACCCUAUCUGAGACAGCUGACGGUUGCCAUUCCCAUCGCCCCAGCCCUGGAUCCCCUGCGGAUGCUGACGGAUGAUGCCAACGUGGCUGCCUGGCAGAACGAGGGCCUCCCUGCAGACCGCAUGUCCAUGGAGAAUGCCACCAUCCUCAUCCACUGUGAGCGCUGGCCACUCAUGGUGGACCCUCAGCUGCAAGGCAUCAAAUGGAUCAAAAACAAAUAUGGAGAAGACCUCCGGGUCACCCAGAUUGGUCAGAAAGGUUACCUUCAAACCCUAGAACAUGCCCUGGAGGCCGGAGAUGUGGUGCUCAUUGAAAAUCUAGAGGAAUCCAUUGAUCCUGUGCUGGGCCCCCUUCUUGGGAGAGAAGUUAUUAAGAAAGGACGAUUUAUUAAAAUUGGAGACAAAGAGUGCGAAUACAAUCCCAAGUUCCGACUCAUCCUUCACACCAAGUUGGCCAACCCUCACUACCAGCCUGAGCUGCAGGCCCAGGCCACCCUGAUCAACUUUACAGUGACCAGGGAUGGAUUGGAGGAUCAGCUGCUAGCUGCCGUCGUAAGCAUGGAGAGGCCAGACCUGGAGCAGCUGAAGUCAGAGCUCACAAAGCAGCAGAAUGGAUUCAAAAUUACACUGAAAACAUUAGAAGACAACCUGCUCUCUCGCCUCUCCUCAGCAUCCGGGAACUUCCUGGGGGAAACAGCCUUAGUGGAGAACCUAGAGAUCACAAAGCAGACUGCCGCAGAGGUGGAGGAGAAGGUUCAGGAGGCCAAGGUGACCGAAGUGAAAAUCAAUGAAGCUCGAGAACACUAUCGGCCAGCAGCUGCCCGCGCCUCUCUACUCUACUUCAUCAUGAAUGACCUCAGCAAGAUCCACCCAAUGUACCAGUUCUCCCUCAAGGCCUUCAGCAUCAUCUUCCAAAAGGCUGUGGAGAGGGCAGCUCCCAAUGAGAGCCUCAAGGAGCGGGUGGCCAAUCUAAUAGAUAGCAUCACUUUCUCUGUGUACCAGUACACCACCCGGGGACUCUUUGAGUGUGAUAAACUGACCUACCUUGCUCAGCUCACCUUUCAGAUUCUCCUCAUGAACCAAGAAGUCAAUGCAGCAGAGUUGGAUUUCCUGCUUCGAUCUCCAGUGCAGGCUGACACCCCCAGCCCAGUGGAAUUCCUCUCCAAUCAGGCCUGGGGAGGCGUCAAGGUACUUUCAUCGAUGGAAGAAUUCUACAAUCUGGAUCGGGACAUCGAGGGAUCCGCUAAAAGCUGGAAGAAGUUUGUGGAGUCAGAAUGUCCUGAGAAGGAGAAGUUCCCCCAGGAGUGGAAGAACAAGACAGCCCUGCAGCGCCUCUGCAUGAUGCGGGCCAUGCGGCCCGACCGGAUGACCUAUGCUAUGAGAGAUUUUGUGGAGGAGAAGUUAGGAAGCAAAUACAUCAUGGGAAGAGCACUUGAUUUUGCUUCCUCAUUUGAAGAAUCAGGACCAGCCACUCCCAUGUUUUUUAUCCUGUCUCCAGGGGUGGACCCACUGAAGGAUGUAGAAAACCAAGGAAGAAAACUCGGAUAUACCUUCAACAAUUGCAACCUCCACAAUGUGUCUUUGGGACAAGGUCAGGAGGUGGUGGCCGAGGCUGCUCUGGACCUAGCUUCAAAGAAAGGUCACUGGGUUAUUUUACAGAACAUCCACCUGGUGGCCAAGUGGCUCAGCACCCUGGAGAGGAAGCUGGAGGAACACAGCCAGGACAGCCACCCAGAGUUCAGAGUCUUCAUCAGUGCAGAGCCUGCACCCUCCCAGGAGGGCCACAUCAUCCCCCAGGGCAUCCUAGAAAACUCUAUUAAGAUCACAAAUGAGCCUCCCACAGGCAUGCAUGCCAAUCUGCACAAGGCCCUGGACAACUUCACUCAGGACACACUGGAGAUGUGUUCCCGGGAGACAGAGUUCAAGAGCAUCCUCUUCGCUCUCUGUUACUUUCACGCUGUGGUGGCAGAAAGACGCAAGUUUGGUCCCCAGGGAUGGAAUCGGUCCUACCCCUUUAACACUGGGGACCUCACCAUCUCUGUGAACGUGCUCUACAACUUCCUGGAGGCCAACACAAAGGUACCCUUCGAUGACUUGCGCUACUUGUUCGGCGAGAUUAUGUAUGGAGGCCAUAUCACGGAUGACUGGGACAGAAGACUCUGCAGAACCUAUCUGCAGGAAUUCAUCAAGCCGGAGAUGUUAGAAGGAGAGCUCGCCCUGGCCCCUGGCUUUCCACUCCCGGGCAACAUGGACUACAGUGGUUAUCAUCAGUACAUCGAUGCAGAGCUGCCCCCUGAGUCGCCCUACCUCUAUGGCCUCCACCCAAAUGCAGAAAUCCGCUUCCUGACCCAGAGCUCAGCAAAGCUCUUCCGCACUGUGCUGGAGCUGCAGCCUGGGGACAGCCAGGCUGGGGAUGGAGCCGGCGCUACAAGAGAGGAAAAGGUCAAGGUGCUUCUAGAGGAAAUACUGGAUCGAGUGACAGAUGAAUUUAACAUGUCAGAGCUGAUGGCCAAAGUGGAGGAACGCAGCCCCUACAUUGUUGUCGCUUUCCAGGAGUGCGAGCGGAUGAACAUCCUCACCAGAGAGAUUCAGCGCUCACUCAGAGAGCUGGGCCUGGGCCUGAAGGGGGAGUUGACCAUGACCAGUGACAUGGAAAACCUCCAGAAUGCCCUCUAUCUCGACAUGGUGCCAGAGUCCUGGGCCAGGCGAGCCUACCCCUCCACAGCAGGCCUGGCAGCCUGGUUUCUGGACCUCCUCAGUCGCAUCAAGGAGCUAGAGGUUUGGACAGGUGACUUUGCCAUGCCCGCCACAGUGUGGCUGACAGGUUUCUUCAACCCCCAGUCCUUCCUGACCGCCAUCAUGCAGUCCAUGGCCCGCAAAAAUGAAUGGCCCCUGGACCAGAUGGCCCUGCAAUGUGACGUGACAAAGAAGAGCAGGGAGGAGUUCCGGAGCCCACCUCGAGAAGGGGCCUACAUCCACGGGCUCUUCAUGGAGGGUGCCCGCUGGGACACACAGGCUGGGAUCAUUACAGAGGCCAAACUGAAGGACCUGACACCCCCCAUGCCUGUGAUGUUCCUCAAGGCCAUCCCUGCUGAUAAGCAAGAUUGCCGUGGGGUUUAUUCCUGCCCUGUGUACAAGACUUGUCAGCGGGGACCCACCCACGUGUGGACUUUCAAUCUGAAGACAAAGGAAAACCCAUCCAAGUGGGUUCUUGCUGGCGUGGCCUUGCUUCUGCAGAUUUAG